AUUAAAAACAGCAUACCGGAGGUGUUAUCACAAACUGUAGAUGUCGUACACCUCCCAUGAGAUUCCUGCGUCUCUCUUACCAACUUGUGAGACGGCCUCAGUCUCGCGGUGUUUAUGAAGGGCUCUCCCUGUGGGUGUCAUACACAGGUCUGAUGCUGCAGCUGCUGCUUCCUGUAUUGAAACACCACCAGACAACCCUUUUCGCUUCAGAGCCCCGCACCCUGAACUAAAAACACGGAGGAAUUUGUAUCUCCGACGCUGUCGUCCUGCCACUUGUGUCGGUCUCCCGGUAAAAAACCGUGGUUGGCCUGUGGUCUCGUGAAAGCUGAGAAGCGAGGGGGGGCUGCACAUUUAGGACUCACAGACGCAGGGCACGAUUUUUCCUGGAGCUGGUGCUAGCUAGUAGCAGCUAGGUGGCUAAUGGCUAGGAGCAGCAGGUAGAUAACCCAGAAGAAAGCAGACAAAUUGAAAUGUUUUUACUCCAUAAGCUAUAGGUGCACCGGAAAAACAACCUGACCUUUAAAGAGCACCUCGGAAUGAUACGAUUUACCCAAAUAGUUGACUGACAUGCUACCUAAAGUAUUCUAACUUUGCUAACAUUAGCUAGCCAAGUUACUAGCCACCAAGAGCUGUUCCUGUUGCUUUUUCACACUGAGUUUCGAACAAGGAAAAGACUAGAUAAGCAGCUUCACAGCUCGUUGUAAGUUAGUGCAUUAUUUGAGAAAGUGUUUUAGGGUUAAUAUUUGAAAUGGCUCCUAAAAGAAGACCCGUUCCCCUGAACAUAACGCCCAUCGGGGAGGGACAGGCCACCUCCAACACCAUUGAUGCUGCAUCUGAAGCCAACCUCGAGGCCUUACAAAAGAAGCUGGGUGAGUUGGACCUGGAUGAACAACAGAGGAAACGACUGGAGGCCUUUCUGACCCAGAAAGCUCAAGUUGGGGAGCUGAAGGAUGAGGAUUUCGAGCCCAUAUGCGAGUUGGGCGCUGGAAACGGAGGAGUGGUCAACAAGGUCCGCCACAAACCCUCGGGUUUGGUCAUGGCUCGAAAGUUGAUCCACCUGGAAAUCAAGCCUGCCAUCAGAAACCAGAUUAUCAGAGAGCUGCAGGUGCUGCAUGAAUGCAACUCCCCCUACAUUGUGGGCUUCUAUGGGGCCUUUUAUAGCGAUGGGGAGAUCAGCAUCUGUAUGGAGCACAUGGAUGGUGGAUCCUUGGACCAGGUCCUGAAGGAAGCCAGAAGAAUCCCAGAAGAAAUCCUGGGGAAAGUUAGCAUAGCUGUUUUGAGGGGAUUGGCCUACCUGCGGGAGAAGCACCAGAUCAUGCACAGAGAUGUCAAGCCCUCCAACAUCCUGGUCAAUUCCCGCGGGGAGAUCAAGCUUUGCGACUUUGGUGUGAGCGGCCAGCUCAUAGAUUCCAUGGCCAACUCCUUUGUUGGAACACGCUCCUACAUGUCGCCGGAGAGACUGCAGGGCACACACUACUCUGUUCAGUCUGACGUGUGGAGCAUGGGUCUGUCCCUGGUGGAGCUGGCGAUUGGCCGCUACCCCAUCCCCCCACCAGACGCCAAAGAGCUGGAGAACAUCUUCGGACGGGCCAUUAUGGACGGGGCUGAGGGAGCGCCUCACACCAACAUGCAGAGGCCCAGACCACCGGGCCGGCCUGUGAGCGGACAUGGGAUGGACAGUAGACCAGCUAUGGCCAUCUUUGAACUUUUGGACUACAUUGUGAAUGAGCCACCCCCUAAACUGCCACUUGGGGUCUACACCAAUGACUUCCAGGACUUUGUGACAAAAUGGUGUCGUUUGUGUCUGCAGUUUGAUCAAAAACCCGGCUGAGAGGGCAGAUCUGAAGAUGUUGAUGAGUCACACGUUCAUCAAACGAUCAGAAGUGGAGGAAGUGGACUUUGCCGGCUGGUUGUGCAAAACCAUGGGCCUCAACCAGCCCAGUACUCCCACCCGCGGCACUGAGUGAACAGGCCCCCACUGCCCUAUCACGCCCCGGGGUCUUGCUUGCAUACACGUACACAAGCCAUCACACACAUUGGCACUUUUUUCCAUCUUGCUCUUGGUAAAAUGGUUUUGUCCCUUCCCCCCCCCCCCCCCCCCCUCCCCAAUUUAUUUCUUCACCAGCAGCCAGGCCCUUUGAGUCAUUGUACUGUAAGACCACAGCUUCACCAUGCCAGUGUCAAAAGGUAGCCACAGCUCACUUCUCCACCAUGCUACAGAGGAUGUAAAGCACUUAAGGGCUGCCAUUGUGUCAGCUGAAUUUGCAUUGAUUGACAAACUUCUUUUGUAUUGUUGAAUAUUCUGUAUUAGUCUAUUCUAUGGCAACAGCUGAUGGCUUGUGGAACAUGUAUUUUAAUAAAUUACCUGCUGUUGAGAUUUCAAAACAGAAAUCCAAACAUAUCCCCUUCUUGCAAAUUCUAAAUUAGUUUUAUUGAAGGUGAAUGCUGCUAUUUUGAUUUAAAAUCCCUUUGUCAAACUUCUAUCUGCUAAAAUGUUCUCUGCAGAGACCUUGCAGUUACCUCCCAAUGUAAUGAUUACAUUUGAUAGUAGAGAGUGCAGGACAAAUCGGCGUAUACGGAGUCAUUUUCACUUUUUGGUGAAUGAGCGAUCACUUUGUGAACAAUGUCACAAACCAAAGAGGGUACUCAUGACAGUGUUGCAAUGCCUGAUCAGUUAUUUUUCUCGUAUGCACAUUCAUGAACAUCAUAUCAGUGUACUUUGAAUGUUUUUGAUUUAUUUCAUUCAGUGAUCUACACUUUUGAUUGUUUCCUCAACAUACAUGCGCAUCCCACGCUGUCACUCUCUCACGGGAGGAGGCUUAUGCUGUGGAGGCCCGACAUAUGCCAUAAUGUCGUUAUUGACAUUGAGAAAACAAUGAUCAAAAUGUAUUCAUGGGAUGAUAUAGCAUGGGUUAUUAUCUUCCAAAUACUGUAUGUGUAUUGUAUUUCCCAAGAUCAUGAUGGGGAUGAUUAGCUGGUGUUUUUAUCAAAAUCCUGAAUCUCUGCAAUGUCAAUAUGAGAUUUCAAUCACGUUGACUGAAUUUAACUUUAUUUUCCUCUUUGUUGUUGGUCUGUACUUUCCCCCUGAGGUGUAUUUGGUUAUGUUUUCACUGUACUGCUAUGUGUGACGCUCCAAGCUUUCUCUUGGGACACAACCAGCCUAGAGGCAUGCUUUUGGAAAAGACUUGUGUUGAUAUACAUUUCAGAUCCUUUUCCCUGUGAUUUAACCCAAUUAAUUGUGGUAAAAAUACAACCCAACAUUGAGUGGUGCUUCAGAUGUUUCAAGUACUAAAAAGGGUUUGACUGAACAUUUUAACCCAGGUCAGUGUUGGUCACAUGAUGGUGAUGUUACUUGCUAGCCUGUCGUCUUGCUAGAGCACUUGCAUUCUCUCUGCUUAUGGCUGACCUUUCUUAUUCCCCAAAAAAAUGUGCAUUUGUUCAGAGCAUAAAUGAAUGCAUUGUCACUUGUAUGUGUACAAAGCUAUAUUCAAAAGUCACAGGAGUACUAUUUUGCAGUCUUAAUAUACAAAUUUUUGAUUUAUGUAAAUGACAAGGGAGAAGAGUCAUUUUAUUAUAAUAUAAAAAUGUUGGAUAUGGUUAUAAUGUAUACAAAAGAUUAAAAAUAAAACCUAUUUGUGAAUGUAC
This is a messenger RNA of Cottoperca gobio, 3645 nucleotides long. It is a transcript of the gene map2k2a, whose product is annotated as mitogen-activated protein kinase kinase 2a. The transcript is spliced from 11 exons. Gene Ontology annotation, molecular function: ATP binding; protein kinase activity. Gene Ontology annotation, biological process: protein phosphorylation. NCBI's taxonomy places the organism in Eukaryota, Metazoa, Chordata, Actinopteri, Perciformes, Bovichtidae. The coding region runs from base 749 to 1831 and encodes 360 amino acids. The record is from RefSeq and is a predicted model, not a curated record.